This is a messenger RNA of Amphimedon queenslandica, 902 nucleotides long. Its product is annotated as protein orai-2-like. The coding region runs from base 243 to 830 and encodes 195 amino acids. Gene Ontology annotation, biological process: store-operated calcium entry. Gene Ontology annotation, molecular function: store-operated calcium channel activity. Lineage: Eukaryota; Metazoa; Porifera; Demospongiae; Haplosclerida; Niphatidae. The record is from RefSeq and is a predicted model, not a curated record. The transcript has a single exon. Gene Ontology annotation, cellular component: membrane.
UUGCUAUAGUCAGUACUAGCAAGAUGAGUGUCACUUGAAAGUGUAAUGGUGUAUAUGUACUGUUUGAUUCACACCCCUAAUGGUCCCAGCUUUGAAUGUUGGGAGGGCCUUUAAAGAUAAGGAUAUGAUACUCCUAUUACCUUACUGUUGUGGGAUGUACUUGCCGGGUUUUAUUUCUGUUUAUAGCUUUAGUUUGAUACCCAUGUGAAUGGCUGGUUUUAUUUUGGCAAAUUGAUAUCAAAAUGUCGAAAUUUCCCCCUCAUAGUAACCAACUGAACUGUAUCCUACCAGUAGUUUCCCUCUUACAGGUUGGUCUGGUAGAGAUUGAAGUUAGUCCAACUACACCUGUUCCAUUACUGAUCAUAUUUGCAAUGCACAGUGCAGUCCUAGUCUUCAUUCAUCUCCUCUCACUGAUGCUGGCUACUUUCCUCCUACCUGAACUAGAAGCAGCUGGUACUGGAGAUAUUAGCAGUUCUCUUGAUAUUGCCAAGAGUUUCACUGUACAGCUCUGUUGGGUUCUCUCUAACGUCAUUGGAAUUAUUUUACUUAUUACAGAGAUCAUACUUGUUGCUUUCGUCAAGUUCUAUCCAACGGAAACAUCGGAACAUGAAAGCAUUCAUGCAGCAACAGCUACCAUACUGAUCCUGUUUGUAUUGUGUGUAAUGGCAGUUCCUCUUAUUAUCUACCAGUCACGUGUCGUUGCCAAGCAUAAGCUCAAGUUUCAUGAGAGAGGAUUGGGACGUGCUAGACAAAUGCUUGAAGACAUGAACUUUCAAAUAGGAGAAGGUGGAGAGUCUUCAUCAAGAGAUGCAACCAGUUACAAACCUUGAACUCUCAUAGUUAUGUUCAUUCAUCAACUCAUUCAUUUUUAAUAACUAGUUUUUAUAACUAUUUAAUAACUA